This is a messenger RNA of Pelagomonas calceolata, 1317 nucleotides long. Lineage: Eukaryota; Pelagophyceae; Pelagomonadales; Pelagomonadaceae. The record is from the annotation of a GenBank genome assembly.
CUCGAGUGCAGACUGUGCUGGGCGCGCGUGCACUUAUAACUGCGCUUGUCGUCGCAUAAUCUCUUAAAAGACAUCGUUGUGCUAGCUCGCACCUUUUUUCGGCGCGUCGAUUGGCUCCGCAGAGCGCUACCUAAGGAGAGCACUGCCCUACACGCCAUCGAUGCGGCUCCCGCGGCGCGCAUUGCUGGCAAGCAUGGCCUCCACAAUGACAACACCCACAAGAGCCCUCGUGGUCGACAGCCACCUCCACGUCUGGAGCAGCACUUCCAAAUUUGCGCCGGGCAAGGAGCCUCCCGCGAAUUUGGGAGAUUCGGUGGCCUCCGCCGAAGCGUUCGCCGCGGCCUGCAAAGAGUCGGGCGUGGACCGCGCGCUGAUCGUGCAGCCGAUCAAUUAUCUCUUCGACCACACUUACGUCAGUGACGCAGAGUAGAAAAUGAACUUGCGGCGAUGGCGUCUUCUUGAGACCACGCCGCCUCGACGCCAUCGACGUGGCCGCGAGAGAGUCUAGGCAUCUUUCCACGCAGGUGGCGGGCGUCCUCACGGACAACAAAGACAAAUACCGAGGCAUGGCCCUCGCGGACCCCUCACAACCAGCGAAGGCCGCGGCGGAGGCGCUCCGCGCGGCCUGCGCCACGGCACCAAACCUGUGGACGGGCGUGCGCUUCAACCCCUACCUCUGGCCCGAGUCUGCCAGAGGCGGCGCCUGGCUCGCCGACGACGUGGGCACGAGUCUGGCGGACGUGUGUGCGGAGCUGAAAUUACCGAUCGGCGUCAUGGCUUUUGGUGGAUUUUCACCUCUCGUGCCGUCCAUCGAAGCGCUAUGUGCGAGAGGCGACGUGGACGUCGUGAUCGACCACUGGGGCUUCCCGCGGGCGGAGCCAGGGGGCGCGCCGUCGUCUGCUCUGAAAUUCGACGACGCGGCGUUCGCGGUCCGUGACUCAGCGUGGGAAUUGGACUUCAAGUGACGACGCGGCCGCAUGAGAGUCUACGCGUCUCGCGACGUGUCCGUUUUACACAGGAGCUCUGCGCGCUCGGCCGCAAGCACAAGAACUUGCACCUCAAGCUCUCGGCGCACUUCCGCGUGUCUUCGCAAGAAGCACCUCAUUCCGAUCUGCAGCCGCGCUUCGACGCCGCCGUAGACGCGUUCGGCGCGGACCGGCUCAUGUGGGGUUCGGACUUUCCCUUCGUGCAGCUGAACGGCGGCCAGAAAGCGUCGCUCGAGGCCGUCCGGGGCUUCUCGCGAAAUCUACCCAAGGCGGCGCAGGACGCCUUAUUGGGAGGGACGGCGCGGCGGCUCUUCCGGCUGCCCUAAGUAGC